AAGGCAGACGGCUGCAAUUCCACAACGAGCAUUUCACGAUGAUGGAAACAAUAAUCGUGUACUAGUACACACUUGGACCAUUUGGUCAUCCCUAUUCUAGCCGCUAGUCCGUCCAGCAAGCAGAUAUUGACUAUUACGAUAAGUACAACUGCGUGAACGAGGGCUCACCAAGCAAAUUCAAUUCAAGACGUGACUCCAGUCAAGAAUUAGGGUCUUUACUCGAGAACUUCACAAAUACAGGUCAAGGCACCCCACAAAACUGAUAGAUGGCACGAACGAAAGACAAAUAGGCUAGACAAAGUGUCCCAAGUGAUUGAAAACAGCAGAUCUACCAAAUAAGACAGCUACAUGUGCCUAAACAACGAUUCCCAUACAGUCCGAAGUAGUAUCAGGCAGAAUGAAAGCCUUGGAAGUGCACAAAUACAGCCAUGACCGCCACAAAAAUUGGACGACCGCCACAAAAAAAUUCUCAUUGCUCUACCUCCUUGAAGGGUGAAAGUUACCAGUUAUCCUAUAGCGAUGUCAGUUUAUGCCUGUUGGAACCCCCCACAGCCCGCACGAAAUACCUUUCAAAUAAUUCCAGGAUGCAAUUGCAGCUCCAGACAGGACGAAGAAGAACACCGUGAAAAAUAACGGCAACGAUGCCCAAACUCUCGGGAAACGGCUGAAGUCUUCCUGAAGAUGUUAACAUUGAAUAGCCAUCGAUUACCAGCGUGGUUUGGUGACUUUAGAACUGUUUUGAGACUUAGAACGAAGCGAUAUCUCAAAUUUGAUGGAAUUGUUACCUGUCAAAUGCGUGGGCGAGCAGGCCAGCUGACUGGUUAUGCAUGAACAUGCAUGAGCAUGCAUUGAUUUUUCAGGGUUCACGUGCAGAAAACUAAGUUGCCGCGAUCCAAGUGCAGCUAACAGCCGUGACAUGUCACUACGUUUCAAGUUCGGAAAUAUCUGAAGCGCCUGAAAUGUGGAAAGUCUCCCGGCUCAGAUGGGAUCCCGAAUGAAGUGCUGCAGUCUCUUGCACCAUCAAUAGCCUAUCCUCUCGCCAUUAUUUUUUUUAAAUAUGUCAUUUCGAACUGGUACAUUCCCACAGGAUUGGAAAUCCGCCAUCGUGACACCGCUUUACAAGAAUAAAGGCUCCCGUGCUUGCCCGGCAAACUACCGCCCCAUCUCUCUGCUGCGCACAGUUUCCAAACUUUGUGAGCGUAUUGUAUUCGAUUCCCUCUACCUGCACAUCGCUCCGGCUCUCUCACCAGCUCAGUCGGGAUUCUGCCGUGGUGACUCAACUCAAUACCAGGUGACUCGACUUGUCCAAGACAUAGCGACAAAGAGGAACUGUGGGGAGCACGUGGGAAUGGUGUUUUUCGACUUGGCUAAGGCAUUCGACACCGUUUGGCAUCGUGGCUUACUUGCCAAGUUGGAGGUCACCUUCCGGGUGGAGGAUGCUGCCUUGCGUUGGAUAUCCUCGUAUCUGUCUGCUCGUUCUCAGGCUGUUCGCUUGUCCUAUUUCUUGUCUGAUCCCCUCCCUGUAACGUCUGGAGUGCCCCAAGGUUCCAUUCUGGGUCCUUUGUUAUUCUUGCUUUACGUUAAUGACCUACCUUCAGUUGUCCCCGAUGUUAGUUUGUAUGCGGAUGACACUGGCCUUAUCUGUUCUGAUUCCUCCCCUGCACAAUUACUCUUUACCAUGCAGCAUCGCAUCAACAGCACUGUCAUGUGGAUGCAAACGUGGAAACUCCAGCCCAAUAUAGACAAGACAGAAGCCAUGUAUAUUUCUUCAUCCCCUCCUGAUCAACCAUUAUACUUCCCUGACUCGACUAUGCCUAUCCGUGUUGUUACUCAGCACAAACAUCUAGGUGUGAUGUUUGACUGCAAACUCUCUUGGGCUGCACAUGUCAACUGUGUAUGCAAGCGAACCAGUUCAGCAUAAGGGGUACUACAACCACAUUGCACUCAUUUGCCCAUCCAGCGUAAACUAUUAUUUUAUCAGUGCUAUAUUCUCCCUAUAUUCGACUAUUGCGAUACCGCUUGGUGUGGCCUUUCUGACACAACUCUGAACCAAUUAGAAGUCCACCAUAGAUUUACACUUAAAAUUCUUUACAACAAGGAUCGAUGUUUUCCUUCGGAUGCCCUUUAUCGACUUGCACACACUUCUCCUCUCUCCGUUCGUCAUAAGCACCAUCUCUGUACACUGGUUCAUAAAAUAUUUCUUCAUAAAACCCCUUCACACAUGAUGAAGUACAAUUGGUUUUCGACAAACUCAACCCGUAACGCGCUCAUCCUGCCUCUUGUUAAUGGCACAAGGAUUCAGAGAAUCCUUCAGUAGUCUAGACAUUUGUCUUCACCAUGCGGUCUGGCCUUUCGGUGUUCUUUUGCAAUGAAUAAUAACAGGGUAGUCUGUGUAGUUUUCCUGUGGAUUCCCGGUGGAUUUUAGAAUUGAGAUGUGCUAGACGCAUCAGAAUUCAGAGAUUGUGUAGGUACUGGAACGAAUCGAGCAAAAACGGAUGGGCUCGUGCGAGAAAUUGAGAGUUUGAAUGCAUGCUUUCAGAGCGUGAUGAAGGCAAGUAACUUAGUUACGUAAUCAUGGUAAUGAAGGCGCCUAGGCAGCGCGCCACGCGUACGCAUGCACCCAUAAUCACAGUUGCAUACUCUUGCCGUUAUGGACUCUUGGUAGUAGUACUAGUAGUCUACAGUCAGUACAGACUAGAAUUAGCGCCUUGUGGUGACAAGGUGACUCAUUUUCGGAUUUUCUUCAAUCUCUCCCGGCCCUGCCUUUGGCCCUUUGGCGUUUGUAAAAAUAAUGUAGUUCAAUUAGUCAUGUACAUGAUCACUGUAGAAACAGUUUUUUUCUCUUUCAGAUACUGAUAGUAAAAGCAAGUAUUCAUUUUACCCAUAGUAUUAGCGACCUAGAUAAGUUUACUGCUGCUCCAUUUCGAUAGCACGGAUACAACGUCAGUCGUGUUGAGUGCUGUGAAGAAAGCGGUCAUGUGGUGCCGCAAUCCAGUGUUUCUACCUAGCGACGAGGUUGGCGAUGAACGCGAUCAGCUACAAGAUGUUGAACAGCGCAAAGCUGAAUGUGCCGCUAACUCUUCAAAGCAAGAGUCGGACGAACAGGACGAAGUGGCCGCAUCGGGUGGGACUGAGCCCCAAGCUGAAAGGCGACCGAGUCAGGACAGUACGAAUGUGGUGAAACCCCAGUUUGCAUUGGCCAACAAGGAUAGAAAGAACCUCUGGGCGAAAAAGAAGUCCGAGGCUAUAAAAGUGUACUUUACUGAAGAUCAUCCGAAACGUGAUCGAGUGCUACCCAUUGCCAGCGAAUGGAGCCAACAUUGUAGUAUUUCAUUCGUUGAAGUGACAGAUCGAAGCGACUCGGAAGUGCGAGUGUCUUUCAAGGAAAAGGAGGGCUCGUACUCCCGUGUGGGGACGGAUGCACUGAGGAUUCCUAAAGAUGAGUGCACGAUGAACCUUGCUGUGAUUGACAAGUCAACUGUACUCCACGAAUUUGGUCACGUGCUUGGUCUACUGCACGAACACCAGUCACCCAUCAAGGGCAUUGUGCUCUGGAACGUGCCCAAGGUGAUGGCAGAGUUCACGGGGUCACCAAACUACUGGGAUGAGGAGCAGAUCCAGAGACAAAUCCUGGAACCGUUCAAGGCGGAUGAUGUUACAGGCUCUACAUACGACAUGCAGUCCAUCAUGCACUAUAGAUUUCCUAAAGGGUUGAUAUUGAGCAUUGAUGGGAGGCCGACACAGGAUUCUGAUUUUCCCGUGAUAUCAGAGCUUUCACCGACGGACAAACUCGUUGUGAGGAAACUCUACGGUCCUCCUGGCACAAAGCCAGCACCACCAAAGGAAGAACCGCAGACUCUGCCUGAAGAUGCUGACAAGUCAAAGAAUCACAUCAGCCCUGGAGAGGAAAUGAAAUUCACGUUCACAAGUGAUCCAAAAGAAAAAAGAAAGUACACAAUCGAGACGACUGGCGAUGAAGCUGACCUGGCACUCACCCUGUAUGGUCCUGACAUUGAAACACGUUUCAUCGCUGCAGCCACUGAUGGUGGUGAGGAUGGUAACCCGCGUGUUGUGCACCCUCUUCUCCCCGCCAAGACCUACUAUAUUGUGAUCAGGGCCUUUGCCAAAGGCGGAGCGUUUGCGCUGAGGAUAUCGACGGUUUUUCUAAAUAUCAAAGAUUGUACGAACUUAGACGUUGCGACUUCGGCGGCUAUCAACAUGAAGUCAGUCAAGUCAGUCAAGUGUCAAGUUCGGCAAGAAGCGUGUGUUUCUAGUUGGAACAAUCAACUUCAUCAAAUAUUGUAUUAUUUAUUUUAUGGCUCAAAUCUGAGUCAAAGGUUAUUCUAGUACUUGAAAUAGGUAUAUUCAAAAAGAUUUUUCCAGAUCUUUUGUUGACAGUAGACCAAGAGUGCUGUCCAGCGCUGUGGAGAUUUUCCUAGUACACCGUUGGUCGUGUAGUUGCAGCAUAGCUGAGGUGACCGACUGGGUUUACUGUGUUUGCCUUGACGAAUGAGUCUUGCCGCCAGUA
Messenger RNA from Sycon ciliatum, 4528 nucleotides. RefSeq lists its product as uncharacterized. Gene Ontology annotation, biological process: proteolysis. Lineage: Eukaryota; Metazoa; Porifera; Calcarea; Leucosolenida; Sycettidae. Gene Ontology annotation, molecular function: metalloendopeptidase activity; zinc ion binding. The transcript is spliced from 5 exons. The coding region runs from base 2977 to 4347 and encodes 456 amino acids. The record is from RefSeq and is a predicted model, not a curated record.